Messenger RNA from Peromyscus leucopus (white-footed mouse), 7663 nucleotides. It is a transcript of the gene Casr, whose product is annotated as calcium sensing receptor. Gene Ontology annotation, molecular function: calcium ion binding; G protein-coupled receptor activity. Gene Ontology annotation, biological process: intracellular calcium ion homeostasis; G protein-coupled receptor signaling pathway; regulation of calcium ion transport. The record is from RefSeq and is a predicted model, not a curated record. NCBI's taxonomy places the organism in Eukaryota, Metazoa, Chordata, Mammalia, Rodentia, Cricetidae. Gene Ontology annotation, cellular component: membrane.
UCUGGGGCAGUCUCUACAUGAUGUCGCUUCUCAGGACUGGAGGACCACCCACCCUACACUUCUGCCAUGGAGAGGGCAGAAAUGGAGAAGCAAACGCAAUCACUUCUAUUCCGUCAUUAACCACUCUGUAGACAUGUGUCCCCACCAGAAGGCGUGAACUGCACCAAGGGGGGGGGGAGUUCUCGUGCCCCCAGACCACUAGCACCUUUGACUGUCCCCCUAGGGAGAAGGCAGAGCCAUGGCACCUUACAGCUGCUGCUUGGCCCUCUUGGCUCUCGCCUGGCACUCCUCUGCCUAUGGGCCUGACCAGCGAGCUCAAAAGAAGGGGGACAUCAUCCUUGGGGGUCUCUUUCCUAUCCAUUUUGGAGUAGCAGCCAAAGAUCAAGAUCUGAAGUCAAGACCAGAGUCCGUGGAGUGCAUUAGGUAUAACUUCCGUGGAUUUCGAUGGUUACAAGCCAUGAUAUUUGCCAUAGAGGAGAUAAACAGCAGCCCUGCCCUUCUUCCCAACAUGACGCUGGGCUACAGGAUAUUCGACACCUGCAACACCGUCUCCAAGGCCUUGGAGGCCACCCUGAGUUUUGUGGCCCAGAACAAAAUCGACUCUUUGAACCUGGAUGAGUUCUGCAACUGCUCAGAACACAUCCCUUCGACGAUUGCAGUGGUGGGAGCAACCGGCUCGGGGGUCUCCACGGCAGUAGCCAACCUGCUGGGCCUCUUCUACAUCCCCCAGGUGAGUUACGCCUCCUCCAGCAGGCUCCUCAGCAACAAGAACCAGUACAAAUCCUUCCUCCGCACCAUCCCCAACGAUGAGCACCAGGCCACCGCCAUGGCGGACAUUAUCGAGUAUUUCCGCUGGAACUGGGUGGGUACCAUUGCCGCGGAUGAUGACUACGGCCGGCCAGGCAUUGAGAAGUUCCGAGAGGAAGCAGAAGAGAGGGACAUCUGCAUUGACUUCAGCGAGCUCAUUUCCCAAUACUCUGAUGAGGAAGAGAUCCAGCAGGUGGUGGAAGUGAUCCAGAACUCCACAGCCAAGGUCAUCGUCGUUUUCUCCAGCGGCCCAGACCUAGAGCCCCUCAUCAAGGAGAUCGUGCGGCGCAAUAUCACAGGCAGGAUCUGGCUGGCCAGUGAGGCCUGGGCCAGCUCCUCCUUGAUUGCUGUGCCUGAAUACUUCCAUGUGGUCGGGGGCACCAUCGGGUUCGGUCUGAAGGCCGGGCAGAUCCCAGGCUUCCGAGAAUUCCUGCAGAAAGUCCAUCCCAGGAAGUCUGUCCACAACGGUUUUGCCAAAGAGUUUUGGGAAGAAACAUUUAACUGCCACCUGCAAGAAGGCGCUAAAGGACCUUUACCUGUGGACACGUUCAUAAGAAGUCACGAGGAAGGUGGCAACAGGUUAAGCAAUAGUUCCACUGCCUUCCGACCCCCCUGCACAGGGGAUGAGAACAUCAGCAGUGUGGAGACCCCUUACAUGGAUUACGAACAUUUACGGAUAUCCUACAACGUGUACUUAGCUGUCUACUCCAUUGCCCAUGCCCUGCAAGAUAUAUAUACCUGUUUACCUGGAAGAGGGCUUUUCACCAAUGGGUCCUGUGCAGACAUCAAGAAGGUUGAGGCCUGGCAGGUCCUGAAGCACCUACGGCACCUUAACUUCACCAACAGCAUGGGGGAGCAGGUGACGUUCGAUGAGUGUGGCGACCUGGUAGGGAACUAUUCCAUCAUCAACUGGCACCUCUCCCCAGAGGACGGUUCCAUUGUGUUCAAGGAGGUUGGGCAUUACAACGUGUACGCCAAGAAGGGAGAGCGACUCUUCAUCAACGAGGAGAAGAUCUUGUGGAGUGGGUUCUCCAGAGAGGUGCCCUUCUCCAACUGCAGCCGGGACUGCCUGGCAGGGACCAGGAAGGGGAUCAUUGAGGGGGAGCCCACCUGCUGCUUUGAGUGUGUGGAGUGUCCUGAUGGGGAAUACAGUGAUGAGACAGAUGCAAGCGCCUGUGACAAGUGCCCCGAUGACUUCUGGUCCAAUGAGAACCACACUUCCUGCAUUGCCAAGGAGAUUGAGUUUCUGGCGUGGACUGAGCCCUUCGGAAUCGCUCUCACGCUCUUUGCAGUGCUGGGCAUUUUCCUGACUGCCUUUGUGCUGGGCGUCUUCAUCAAGUUCCGAAACACGCCCAUCGUCAAGGCCACCAACCGAGAGCUGUCCUACCUCUUGCUCUUCUCGCUGCUCUGCUGCUUCUCCAGCUCCCUGUUCUUCAUCGGGGAGCCCCAGGACUGGACAUGCCGCCUGCGCCAGCCCGCCUUCGGCAUCAGCUUCGUGCUCUGUAUCUCGUGCAUCUUGGUGAAGACCAACCGCGUCCUCCUGGUCUUUGAGGCCAAGAUACCUACCAGCUUCCACCGGAAGUGGUGGGGGCUCAACCUGCAGUUCCUGCUAGUUUUCCUCUGCACCUUCAUGCAGAUCGUCAUCUGCGUGAUCUGGCUCUACACGGCACCCCCCUCCAGCUACCGCAACCAUGAGCUGGAGGAUGAAAUCAUCUUCAUCACGUGCCACGAGGGCUCACUCAUGGCCCUCGGCUCCCUGAUCGGCUACACCUGCCUGCUGGCUGCCAUCUGCUUCUUCUUCGCCUUCAAGUCCCGGAAGCUGCCAGAGAACUUCAACGAAGCCAAGUUCAUUACCUUCAGCAUGCUCAUCUUCUUCAUCGUCUGGAUCUCCUUCAUUCCAGCCUACGCCAGCACCUACGGCAAGUUUGUCUCCGCCGUGGAGGUGAUCGCCAUCCUGGCAGCCAGCUUUGGCUUGCUGGCCUGCAUCUUCUUCAACAAGGUCUACAUCAUCCUCUUCAAACCUUCCCGGAACACCAUCGAGGAGGUGCGCUGCAGCACUGCAGCACAUGCUUUCAAAGUGGCAGCCCGCGCCACGCUACGCCGCAGCAACGUCUCCCGGAAGCGGUCCAGCAGCCUCGGAGGCUACGGUUCCAUUCCCUCCUCUUCCAUCAGUAGCAAAAGCAACAGCGAAGACCCGUUCCCACAGCCAGAGAGGCGGAAGCAACAGCAGCCGCUGGCCCUGACUCAGCAAGAACAGCAACAGCAGCAGCCCCUGGCUCUGCAGCAGCAGCAGCAGCAGCCACAGCAGCCCAGAUGCAAACAGAAGGUCAUCUUCGGCAGUGGUACAGUCACCUUCUCUCUGAGCUUUGACGAGCCUCAGAAGAGCGCUAUGGGCCACAGGAACUCCAUACGUCAGAACUCCUUGGAGGCCCAGAAGAGCAACGACACCUUGAGCAGACACCAGGCUCUGCUCCCACUGCAGUGCGCAGACACGGACUCAGAAACGACCACUCAGGAAACGGGGCCCAUGGUGGGGGACCACCAGCCAGAAAUGGAAAGUCCGGAAGAAAUGUCCCCAGCACUGGUCGUGUCCACCUCUCGGAGCUUCGUCAUUAGCGGUGGAGGCAGCUCCGUGACGGAAAACAUACUGCACUCCUAAUGGAAUGACCGGCUACCCAGCCCAUAGAGUUUUUCUUAGAGUCCCAGGAAUAAGGAUGGGUCCUUCCUUUCUUCCUAGGAAGCCAGGGAUGAUAGGUACAUCAAAUGCCUGUACUUGGUUGCACUGCUUUGAAUGAAGUGAACUGACUGAUGUUCCCUUUAAAGUUAAAAGAAGAGCCAUGUUUUGGGGGGGUUGUUCCAGAGCUCCUUAUCGUACCCAAGUUUAUUGAAGUCUUUUCCUCUGCUCUAUCCACCAACAGCUCAGCUGAAAGCAAGGCUAUGAGCUACCCACCUGCGCUCUCCUUUUUAAAAAAAAAAAAAAAAUGCAUGUAUCCAGAAAUGCCUGCCCUGAGAUUCCAUGGACAGCAUGAUCGGAAUCACAGUCCAGAAGCAGACCAAUGGGACAUUAGGUCUGUCACUACUAGAGUUGAGUCUGAAAGCCAUGGUCACCGGGACUGUCUGACACAUUGACAGUGGGCAGAACUUUACAUGUUCGAGACAUCAGACGGAUAUGUCCUCUCUUAUUUAUAGAGACCUUAGGAAGUGUAGUCUUUUUUUCCUCCCUGCUGCUACUAUGGUGUGACAUCUAACGAGUGUGACAUCUAACGAGUGUACAUCCUUCCUGUGGCACCAUGUCAGAAUGUGUCCAGAAUCUGAUGGCAACACCAUGUUUAGAUCUCAGGAUUUUAAGAUCACCUCUAAGCACUGGGAAAGGACUGCCUAAUCCAAUGAGCUGUCUCUGUAAUUAAUAUUGCUGUACAUAGCUUUAUCCUUAAGAAAACGCUUCUGUUGCUGAAAAGUGUCGCAGUCUGGGUUCUACAAGGCAGUAUUAUUGAAUUCUGUUGGCCUUUCCCACCCCGGUGAGCAGAGCCCCUGGGGUCCCUGUCAAGACCCCAUGGUUCCUGAAACUCCCCUCCAUCCCUGCCCAAAAGGCUUUGUGAAGCCAAAUCCAGACCUGGCUCUCUAAAGAAUAGGCUCCCAGAAGAAAAUGUAGUUCCCAGUGAAGGCCACAAUCCUCUCAGCAGUAAAAUUAAAGGUGCUCCCCAGCCACCUAACUGCUAGGAACUCAAAUUUUGGAUCACAGGGACCAAGGUUCAGGCUCUGGCAUGGUCACUGGCAAGAUGGGUGAAGAUAAGCAAGGAACCACAAGCUCUUUAAGCCUCAGCUUCUCUGAGUCUAAAGUAGGGUGUUACAGUUAUCUUCCCAUGGAGCUCUCACAUGGGUUAAGUGAGAGCGUGUAUCGACAUAUUUUGGCAUGGUACCUAACACAUAGUAAGCACUUAGUGUUAGUAAAUAUGAUUAGUCAUAUAAUAACUAUUAGUUUCCACUUGCUUAGAAUACACUCUAGUUUGGAUUAUGACCCUCAAGGUCCACAUGUGAAAAGAUUGGUCUCUUGGGUGGCCCUCUUGGAAGGUUAUGGUGCCUUCAGGAGGUGAGGCUUAGUAUGACAUAAUUCAAUCACUGGGGAUAUGCCUUUGAUAGUCACUGGGGAUAUGCCUUUGACAGUCACUGGGGAUAUGCCUUUGACAGUCACUGGGAUAUGCCUUUGACAGUCACUGGGGAUAUGCCUUUGACAGUCACUGGGAUAUGCCUUUUACAGUCACUGGGAUAUGCCUUUGAUAGUCACUGGGAUAUGCUUUUGACAGUCACUGGGAUAUGCUUUUGACAGUCACUGGGAUAUGCUUUUGAUAGUCACUGGGGAUAUGCCUUUGACAGUCACUGGGGAUAUGCCUUUGAAGGGAGUUAUGGGACUCUGGCCUCAUCCUCAAUCUGUUUCUUUUAUUUUCUGGCCAUAAGAUGAAGAGUUUGCUCUGACACAGGCUGCCCAUCAUUGCCACCUAGCACCCCACCAGGGACCCAAAACAAUGGUCCACGUGAGCAUGGACCAGAGCCUCCAAAACAAAGCAUCAAGAUUAACUUUUUUUUUUCUCUCUAGUUGUCUGAAAUAUCUUAUUAUGCUGAGAGAAAGCUGACUAAUAUAGAAUAUAAAGCAAAACUCUUACUAAGCAUUCAGGUUUUAAUGCCUAAUCCACUGAUCACAAUAGCUUGCUUCAGAAUAAGUCCAAAACUUCUGAGGCCCAGGUCAAGGUGUCAGCAGGAACCACAGUCCUACCCACCCCUCAAAAAACGAACGUUCUUCCUCUGUGGUGGCAAUACCAUUUCCAGCACCGUCCCUGGCUGGCAAUUACUCAGAUCAGAUUCCAGCGAGCUACGCUGACCCCAAGACCAAGCCAUAGAACAUAAAUCUGUCAGUGGUCUAAACUUACAGUUCAUGGCGAGUCUUCCCCGACCACUUCCUUCUGAGGAUUUUGAAGGUAACAGUUGGCAUUAUAAUCGUGCAGAGCAUUGAUGACUUACAAGAGGCACAGUAGAGAGCGGCCCUGUCACAGAACACAAAACUGCCCUGGUGAGACACCAACACUCCAGCCAGAAAGGGCACAGCCUGGCAGAGCCUGUGGCUGUCCGCCGUCACCCUCUGAGCAAGGCGCCAAGCUGAGGGAGAGCUCAUUUUUAACAUUUCACUUGGCCCUAAAAUAAAUAAAUAACCAAAAAAAAAAAAAAAUAGCAGUCAAAAGUUUAGUGGCUUUUCAAAAACGUGUGACAAAACUGUGUGGCAAUAACCUCUACAUAAUGUCACACAGUCAUCCUUCCUGUUCUGAUUACAGUGCAUACAGACCCUUUUUCCACAUUCACCUCCUCAUCCCAUGAUGACAAAAUAAGGCUCACCAAGGAAAACACUCCACGGACUGAGGGUUGCAGUGUGCUCAUUGUGACGGGAGCUGGCAAAUCAAGUAGGCUCUAGGAACAUCCUCAUCAGGAAGGCAGAUGGCACCACCACACCAGGCCCAACUCCUCAUCCAAUCACUGGAACAAGACAGGAAUUUCAUUAUGUCUCUAUAGCAACCUGCUUUUUUGAUCUCAAGUUCCUAUUCUGCCAAGCAACUGAAGCUAUAAAGUCAAAUUGGGGUUUUUCCUGGGAAUUUCAGAGUUUUCUCAUUCAAAUUAGAUUUUUAGGUACCAGCUCAGAAGUUUUGUUUUGUUUUGUUCUGGGUUUCCUUCCUCUCUCCAGGCAAGUUGUAGCAUAAUGCAGGUGAGGUCUUCAGUCAUAGGCAGUUCCUCUUAGCAUUGCUGAAGCCAUCUUGUCUGGCUCUCAGUGUCUCCAUUCUGGCUUCCUCCGAGGUAUCUGUGACAGUCCAUUUUCUGUUACUUUAACAAAAGAACCAAGCAGGCUAACUUUAUAAAGAAAAGAGGUUUUUAACUCACAGCUGGUUCAAGGGCCAAGACCAUGUGAUUGCCAUUGGUCCCCACAAUGGCAGGAAAACACGGGAAGGAAAGAAUUACACAUCAAAAUAGAAAGCCAGAAGGUGACUCAGGGGUCAGCUUUACUCUUGUAACAACUCACUCUUGAGACCCCAGGAUCUCCAUGAGAACUGCCUUAACUCCUCAGAAAGCAGAACGCCCAGUUGACCUAAAGCCUUCCCACAAGGCUCCACCUCUCAGCAUAGUCACACUAAGGGCCAAGCUCCCAACGCAUAGAGACCCUUUGGAAACCAUAUCUAAACCAUGCAAACAUCAUAUCCCCAGCCAUUCCCCAACCGUGGGAUCUGUGGUGGUUUCCAUGAAUGAAUCACUGUCUCAACUGACUGGUCCUUCCUAGGUCUGUAAGUUCCCUCAGCUCCCUCCAGGCCCAUCCUAGGGACCAGGAAACUCUAUGGGCUCUCACUGUAGAGACCCCUUGACCGCUGCCCAUCCAUAUCAGUACAGAGACUUGGUAUGUUAACAAGUAAGAAACGGGGUAAAACCUGUGUGCAAGACAGAAUAAUGUUCAGCCAAAGAUGUCCACAAUUACAACUCCAGAGCCUGUGAUUGAUCAAGGCAACGGGGAUCUAAGUUGCUGAUUGAAUUAAGAUUCCUCCAGUUUACCAUGAGGUAGGAGCCUACAGAACCAUCAGUGACAGGUGGUACAAUGUGAGGAAGACUUCAGACUAUCCAUCCACCACUGCUUUGUGUGGGGAAGGAAGUGAGGGACAAAGGGAUGCGGCCUGUUUCUGGAAGCUGAACAGAGUAAGAGUCCUGAUUCUCCCCAGGAAUUUCCAGGAAGGAACACGGAGCUAGAGACCUUGGUUUCAGCCUAGCGACACCCUUUGAGGACUUCUGACCUCUGGAACUCUAAGAUAAUAAAUGUGUGUUGUUUUAA